AUGUCCUUAAGCAAUUUAACUCCUCAAGACGUUCUUACAUUGGACAUAGUUAAAGAUAGAAUGUUUAAUGAAGAAGUAAGGAGGAAAGAACAAGAUGUAAUAGUCGAGUCAGAAGCCCUCGUCUUAGAGUAUCAUGGAAGAACUAGCAAUAGAAAAUUCCACAUGGAAGAAAAGUUAAAGGGCAGGUCAAGAGAUGGCUCGAGAGGGAGGUCCAAGACAAAAAGAGACCUAGAAUGUUACCAUUGUGGCGGGAUAGGCCACAUGAAAAUAGGGUUCAGGCUGUUUAAACGAGAGCAAGAUAGAGGUAACGAAAAGAGCGAUGCCAGGCACAUGACCGCAACUACCUCUUGUGGAAAUAAGGUAAUUAUUCUCUGUGGUGAUGGCUUCAUUAAUUUUUCCUCUCAAGAUACAUGUUGGAUAGUGAAUUUCGGUGCAUCAUUUCAUGUCACCUCACAAAAUGACUUCUUUACAUCUUACACCAAUGGAGAUUUUGGUAAUGUGAGGAUGGGAAAUGACAAAUUAUCCAAGAUCAUGGGAAGAUGA
Molecule: messenger RNA, 543 nt
Organism: Prunus armeniaca (apricot)
Lineage: Eukaryota; Viridiplantae; Streptophyta; Magnoliopsida; Rosales; Rosaceae
Source: the annotation of a GenBank genome assembly